AUAUUUCUUAAUCGUGUAUGUUACGUCUGAGGUUGUUGCUGCAAUCAACUAAUUGAACUUAUCUAUAGCUAUAUUGAAUCACUAAAAGUUACAAUUGGUUAUUUAACAAGGCAUGUUGGCAGAAGAUCUAAUGAAACACGUUUGCUUCAUUCGUUAAAUGUUUAAAGUAUUCGAAAAAGAACAUAUAGUGGUAUCUUUUAUCCCGCGUACGCGAACUCAAGGUUUCGAAACGAUUUUGGCUCAGUAACAAAACAGAAGCAUGCCACGGUACUAAUACGAAGUUAAUAAAUGAGAGCAUAGCUUAAUAAUCAAAAGGAUGUAUUCGUGGCAACUAUUCAAUCUCAUGCUGAAGCGAGUUAAUUUUAAAUAUACUAAUAGCAACGUCAACUUGUCCUCAUUUUCCAGACGCUUUAAUACUCGUAUUAAAUUUGGAGGUUAUCGUAAAAGGAUAGAUUUGUGGUUUAAAGAGCAGAAUGCACAGGUAGCUAAGGCAUGCACCAGGCAAUGUGAAUUUAUAGUGGCACAACGCAUUAAACGAAGUAUUCAAAUAUGUCAUCUCUAUACGAAAAUGUGGGAUGAAGUGGCUUUGAAAGAAAUUAUUAAAUUAUGGAAAACACGAGUUAUAAGAAAUUCUCGACAAUUUCUAAUUGGUACUAUUGGAGUGAGUGUGUAUAAUUGGGAUCUUGAAAGAAUAUCCGACGAAGAGGUCAAUAGUUAUAGCCAAGAAAUAGAGGAUAUCUACAAAUUAAGAGAUUGUACUGUCAUAUGUACAAACUGUCACCUACGAAUUAUAAUUGACAAUGCUAGCAAACAACCCGGAAUAGAAUAUUGCAAAUGUGAUGGUGUCAAAACAAAUACAAAUAAAGAUCAUGGAUGGCAACCAUAUAUUGAACGUCAAGAUAUGUUAGUCUGGAGACGACAGGAACCGGAUACAGGUUUAUUUGCAUAUAAAGUUUACGGAUCUUUCCCGGAUGUCACAGCUGAGGAUUUUUUACAAGUACAAAUUGAUAUAGAUUAUAGGAAACAAUGGGAUACAACUGCUCAAGAAUUACAAAUUAUUGAUACUGACCCACGGUCUACAAAAUCUAAUAAUCAUAGUGCUGAUGUUAUAUAUUGGGAAAUGAUUUGGCCUAAAUUAUUUGCUAAUCGAGAUUAUGUAUAUCAACGUAGAUGGGUUAUAGAUAAAGAUAAAAGGGUGGUGGUUAUUGUUAGUAAAGGAACUGACCAUCCAAAUGCACCUGUUAAACCUGGAACUCAUAGAGUAAGAACAUACUGGUCAUACAUGGUGAUUAAACCUUACAAAGAUUUUCAACAGCCUGGUAUCGAGUUUGGCUUAACUUACUUUGAUGAUCCUGGUAUGAGAGUGCCAUCAGCUAUCACUGCAUGGGUAGCAAUUGCAGGGUUGUCAGAUUUUUUAACUCGCAUGAGACAAGCAUCGAAAGAUUACAAAAAAUAUAAAACGAAGCAAAACAAUGUGACAUCCAAUAAUCAUAAUGUAAUGGGUCAAGAUAAUCUUACUGAAUAUGACGAUUUACAUAAAGAUAUGAAUAGAACAGAAAAAGAUAAAAACUUUAGAGAAUAUGAAGUCGUAAAAGAAGAUAAUUCAAAACAUGGUGAAGCCAUUCAACAUACCAAACCAUUAGAAGUUAUGCAAUCUAUGAACGAAAAAACUGAUAUAGAAGAAAAUAAUGUAGAAGAAAACGAAGACAAAGAUAAUGUUGCUAAUCCAAUGUCUCAAGAUAAAGGAGGUUUAUUAAACUAUUUUUUUUUGAGUAGAUUAUUUGCGUGACAAGGAAUUGUAGUCUUUAUUUUUAUACAAAUAAUUUGGAAUAUUGAAGCCUUUUUCAUGAUUUUACAUGAAAAUAA
Molecule: messenger RNA, 1866 nt
Organism: Vespa mandarinia (Asian giant hornet)
Lineage: Eukaryota; Metazoa; Arthropoda; Insecta; Hymenoptera; Vespidae
Product: stAR-related lipid transfer protein 7, mitochondrial
Molecular function (GO): lipid binding
Source: RefSeq, a predicted model, not a curated record